Molecule: messenger RNA, 2244 nt
Organism: Frankliniella occidentalis (western flower thrips)
Lineage: Eukaryota; Metazoa; Arthropoda; Insecta; Thysanoptera; Thripidae
Gene: kat-60L1
Product: katanin p60 ATPase-containing subunit A-like 1
Exons: 7
Coding region: 180-1985 (601 amino acids)
Biological process (GO): microtubule severing
Cellular component (GO): microtubule cytoskeleton
Molecular function (GO): microtubule severing ATPase activity; microtubule binding; ATP hydrolysis activity
Source: RefSeq, a predicted model, not a curated record
AGCGGUGCCGCACGGAGCCCGCCGAGCCUCGAGCACGCCGAGCAGGCCUCGGACACCAGCCCGCCGCGCGCUACGGGCUGUUGGACACCAGCCGCCUCGAGGCCCCGGUCAGCGCAGGACCGCGGGCGUCGCGUUCCCCCCGAACUACGCGCCGCCUCGGGCCGAGGUCGUGUCGCCCCAUGGGGGUCCCGAUGGACGGGCACGGCCAGUACCCUGCCGCCCCCGGCUCCGGCCAGCACUAUCCGCAGCCGCACCCUGGCUUCGCCUACCAGCAGCAGCCGCCGCCGGCCUCGGGCCCCGCCGCCGCCGCGCCCGCCGCUGCCAACCCAGACGUGGAGAUCGAGUACGAAGUGACGGUGCCCCUGGGCAGGCUGAGGCACUCCGGCUGCCACUCCAUGUGGGACCUGCAGUGCCCCGGGGCGCCGCACGCCCCUCCGUCCGGACUGCAGCAAGUGGCCAGGAUGAUGGACUCGCUGCUCAUGGACACGUUCUCGCCGUUCACGUUCACCAAGAUCACGACGCACCGGCGGGAGCGGCAGGCGAGCCGCCGCCACCACCACGCGGCCCGGCGUGAGGCCGGUGCCCAGGGCGCAGGGGUGGUUGGGGCCGCCAGCUCCGCGCCCAUGCGCGCGCACCCGCCACCGCCGCCGGCCCACCCAGGUGCGGAGUUCAUGGUGCGACCCCCCGACUCGGCGGCGGCCGGUGUGCGCGGCGGCGGCGGCGGCGGAGGCGGCGGCGGUCACCCUCCUCCGGCCGCCAGCGACAAGUGGGUGGCCUCCUUGCGGCGCCGGGACCCCGAGAUCCAGCCGGCGCUGCCGGCCAUCGGCCUGCGCGGCCGCUCCAGCUCGCACCCCUCCGUGGCGCGCAAGUCCCGCUCCGUGGAGCGGCUGCCCCGCACCGUGCGCGCCCGCCCGCCCGUCGGCCCCGCCGGCCCCGUCAGCUCCGCGGCCCUGCACCACCGCCACCACCGCGUCGCCAAGAAGACGUCCUCGACGGGCUCCUCGGAGAAAGAGGAUCAAGAUGGCACCGGCGACGACGAGAAGGACGAGCAGCAGCGCACCUUCAACCCCACCGGCUACGAGGGGCACCUCGUCGACACCUUGGAGAAGGACAUCCUGCAGCGGAACCCGGAUGUGACUUGGGCGCGCAUUGCGGGCUUGGAGGACGCCAAGGGGGUGCUUCAAGAGGCCGUCGUCUUGCCCAUCCUUAUGCCUGACUUUUUCAAGGGUAUCCGGCGGCCGUGGAAGGGCGUGCUGAUGGUGGGUCCACCAGGCACAGGCAAGACGAUGCUGGCGAAGGCUGUGGCCACCGAGUGCGGCACCACUUUCUUCAACGUAUCGUCGGCCACGCUCACCUCCAAGUACCGCGGCGACUCGGAGAAGUUGGUGCGCCUGCUGUUCGAAAUGGCGCGCUUCUUCGCGCCCAGCACCAUCUUCAUCGACGAGAUGGACUCGCUCUGCUCGCAGCGCGGCACCGACUCGGAGCACGAGGCUUCGCGCCGCUUCAAGGCCGAGCUGCUCAUCCAGAUGGACGGGCUCAACUGCACCAGCGGUGACGACAAGGUCAUCAUGGUCCUGGGCGCGACCAACCACCCUUGGGAUAUCGACGAGGCUUUCCGCAGGCGCUUCGAGAAACGGGUCUACAUACCCCUGCCGAACGACGAAACACGCACGGCACUGCUCAAACUCUGCCUCGAAGGGGUGACCGUCGAGGAGAACUUCGACCAUCAGACUGUCGCGGACCAGCUCGAGGGUUACACGGGAUCGGACAUCAGCAACGUUUGCAGGGACGCCGCCAUGAUGGCCAUGCGCCGGAAGAUCUGCGGCCGAAGCCCGGACGAGAUCAAGAAGAUCAAGAAGGAGGAGGUGGACCUUCCCGUCACGGUACAGGACUUUGGGGAGGCGGUAGCCAAGUGCAAGAAGAGCGUCACCCAGGAGGACGUAACCAAAUACGAGGAGUGGAUCGCAGAGUUCGGGUCGUCCUGAAGGACUCGCAACGCGAAUGGAGGAUAACCGCAGUGCCCCGAGUGUUUCGACACUUCUAUUCACGUUGUUUAGAGUCCUUGUAAGCUAUAGGGCAUCUGGCCCAAAAUACAUUGUACAAAGAAUAGUUAGUUUCUUUUGUAGAUAUAUGUUCUUUUUCAAAUAAAGUUAACUCAUCUUUUUAAAACAGAAUUUAUUUUUUGGCAAAUAAUACAGGAAAUACUUCGCGGGUGGGUGACAGGUACAUUUGUAAUUUUGUUUU